GAUCACAGAUCGAUGGGGCUCCAUCGGGAAGGACGGUUAAACACGGGGCAUCGCUUACACUAAGAAGCCGUAUUAGGAGGCGUGUUUAGCUGCUCAGUGAGUGAGAACUCGUUUUUUAACUAUCGCGCAUGUUCGCCCGUGUGUUUAUUUAAAGUUCGCCAACUUGUUUCGGUGGGUUUCUCCCCCCCCCCCGAUCGAUCAGUCGUUGGUCGAUCACCACCGCGCUCAUGGCUCUGAUAGCGACCGAUCAGAGCUGCAAACUGAACGAGGCGCCGGCGAUUUACGCGCGAGUUGCGCCGAGGAAAGAAGCGCGCCAGGGCACCGCGGAGGGCUUCAGAAUGCACCCGAAGGAGGCGGACUACUCCACCGACGGCCUCCCGAAAGCCUUCCUCCACAGCCUGAGGACCCUGUUCGACAUCCUGGACGACGGCGGACGGGGCUACGUCCACAUCUCCGAGAUCGAGAGCCGCUGGCAGGGGGCGGACACCCGGGCUCUGCCCGGCGGGGUGCUGGGGUGCCUGAGGCGGGUCACCCCGCCGCACGGCUGCCUCACCUUCGAGCGCUUCGUGGCGGGGCUGCGGUACUCCAUGCUGCACCCGGAGCACGGGGCGCCGAGGCAGCCCCGCAAAGCCGCCCCGCUGUCCGCGUGCGGGGUCGGGAUACGGGUCGAGAACAAGGUCCGGCCGCUGGGGCCGAGCAACGUGACCAACGUCCGGCAGCACCGGGCCGCCUCCCUGCAGGGCCGCGCCGGGCCGGAGGACGGGGGCGGAUACCCCGCGUGCGCACCGGGCCGGUACGGCCGGGGUUUGGAGCAGACUUCUGUCGCCGCGGGGGGCGGGUGUUACCGGGCCGACCCGGGACACGCCACCGAACCCACGCAGCCCCAGCAGAGCCGAGUCAGGACCAUCGAGUCGUUGGCUCUGGAGGCACCGCAGCUCCAAGGAUCAAGUGUUGUGAAAUCAGGUUUACCGAGAUCUCAGAGCGAAUCGGCAACGGGACUUAGUGGCGGCUCGAGGCGACACGGGCGGAGUCGGGAAGAGCAGAGGAGGCAUACCAUAACCAACGGAGUGGAUUACGGGAUGCUGAAGCAAAUGAAGGAGCUGGAGCAGGAGAAGGACUCCCUGCUGACGGGGCUGGAAGUGGUGGAACGGGCCCGCGACUGGUACCAGGGACAAAUCCACAGCGUCACAGAGCGACAGCGGCAGGUCGGCCAGAGCUCCCCCUCCACGGAUUUCUUCACAGAAGCCAAUCAGAGUCACAUGAAUGUUCUAAUACCCAAAUUGCAAGAAGUCAACCGCUGCCUAAAUGACCUUAUUUCCUGCUCCGGGAUUCAGUCGUUUCCUUCCGGCUCUGCUCCGUCAGCAGCUCACCCCCAGCCUCCGGGCCCUGCUGCUCCCCAAGCCAUCCAGAGGCUGAAGGACCAGAACCGACUUCUCACUCAGGAGGUGACGGAGAGGAGCGAGCGGAUCGCCCAGCUGGAGCAGGAGAAGUCGGCGUUGAUAAAACAGCUCUUUGAGGCUCGGGCCCGCAGUGCGCAGGACACCAGCGUCAUGGACUCCACCUUCAUCUGAAGACGCACACACACACUCCACCCGCUGAAACCCUCCGACGUCGGCUGGGAAUCACCGUGAGGCUGCGCUGGAGCCAAUGGACCCCGAAACCGAACCACGCACUCCCGAGAUGUGAACCGGACCUCUCCCCCCACCCCUCUCCGCACAAACACUCCAGCUGAGUGGAGAGAAAAAAGACACUACAAAGCAAAACCAGCGGGCUCUCAACAGAUCGCAGCGCUCCAACUGUUGCAGGAUUGCACUCCAAAUCCCAAAAGACGGUUUAUUAUUUUUUUUUUUACUUCAGCUGAAAGGCAACUUGAACAAGAUGAACUUUGACGAAGUGAGAUGAGUGAGUUUCUGUUGGAAUUAAAUGCCAUAUUCUCACAGUUUAAUACGACAAUACAUCAUCCGCUACAUUUGCUUGCUGUGAUCUGUCCACCUUGAUAGUUUGGUACUUUGACCUUAAUGAUGACCCCGCUUCCAUGUCAUUCAGUAUCUCCUUCCUUUUGAUGUAAAUUACAAUACGUUGACCUGACAUUAGCUUUCUGGGUUUUAUAGCGUUUCUUUUCAAAUGCUGAGAAAAUAGAAUUGCUCAAAAGAACCGUUUUAUAUGUAUGGUAGCAUGUUGAAACGUUAAGACGUGUUUAGGAAUUUAGAUUUUCUUUUUUUGAAGUAGGAGAAAAGAAGCGACGGGAGGACAGCCUGAGAGCUGCAGAGAGACGAAAGGAAAGAAGUUUGGAAGUUUGCACUUAUGAGAAGGCGGAGGAGGACUUGCAGAAGACGGUGAAUGUGUCGGAGCGAGAGCUCAUUGGUUGGGAGAAACAAAAGAGAAUCCCUUUUGUCCAUCUCACGCUACAUCCCCUAUAUGUGUUUACAGUGGAUUCUUUGCAUGGGUCGUAUUUUUUCAGCUACAAAAUAGAGAUUUUCUGUUUUGAAACCUGCAGAUUAGCACAGAUGUAAAAGCCCAUUUUUGUCUUCUUUAGCAGGACGAGACCGUAGAAGUCAGCAGCCACCCACAACGUUUACAGGAUCAUAAUUUAGUUAGUGGGUGGCUGUAUUAAAAAUGAACCUUGUAGCUUCAUAACGGAUUCUGUACGGUACUGCUGGGAUGUCUGCACGUGACAUGUUGUUGAUGUGUGUUUCACACUUGUUUUGAUUGUAUGUGUCCUGCUGCUCAAACUGCAUUAUGUGUGAGUGAAACUCUUUUCCUUCUGCUUUCCCCUGAAAUUACUCAAACUUAGAAAAUAAUUAAACCAAUACGAAUGACCAAACUA
This is a messenger RNA of Gasterosteus aculeatus aculeatus (three-spined stickleback), 2827 nucleotides long. RefSeq names its product suppressor APC domain containing 2 (gene sapcd2). The record is from RefSeq and is a predicted model, not a curated record. NCBI's taxonomy places the organism in Eukaryota, Metazoa, Chordata, Actinopteri, Perciformes, Gasterosteidae.